AGAUCAGACGCUUUGUUAGUGAGGGAGAGGCAGAUAGCACUGUGAAAUAGAGAUUUCCCCUCUUUUGCGACAGUGUUUUUUUUUUUUUUUUAAUAUAUAUUCUCUUUCUUAGUAAGCUUGCAGUGCUACACAUGUAGAAAACAUGUUAUAAAUAUAUCAAUUUUAAAGGCCAUCAGGAAGUUUCGAACAUAACGCACAUUAAAGUUAGGUUAUAAGUUAGUUAUCUCGGCUGACAUCCGUUUUAGAUUUACUCUCGUCGCUUUUGCCUUUAAAUGUCGUUUAGACACCAGAUGAAUGAUUUUCGUGGAAGGUGAACUAAAGAGACGCGUUUUAGUGUUGAGUUUGACCAGCAGUGUGUGACUGAACUCACUGACACGGUUUUAAACGUAACCCGCAACAUAACCGGCACGUUUAUAUAAAGAAACGUCCAUUUUAAUAGCUCUUUGUUAAUUUGACGUCGUGUAUUGAUAGUGUAGGCUAACAGAAAGACCGUGACAAUCUGGAUGCUGUUAGACAUUUCGAGCAGAGACAGACUUAGAAGCGAAGUCUUGGAGUCGUAGUUUUUUAGGUUUAGGAAAGGAUGAAGUCUAAAAUAUCUGUCUGGAAAACGAACUGAGUGUUUUUAUACGAACUGUUUUAAUCGUGGAGGAAAUAUUUCCCCUUUUACUUUCCUUACUUUAGCUCGAUGUUGAAGUGUGAAAACCAACUGCCUCAAAUGUUACGUUAGAAACACCUCAGCCUUACCAAAAGGGUCUUGUAAACAAAGUUUAUUUGCCAAGUCAAGUUUAUUUGGCAAAUAUAACAACCCACUCAGAGCACAGAUUUAGCUUUAGACCAAGAAAUCCUCUCACACAGCUGUGGUUUCGCUAGCCGGUGUGCUAGCCUCCACCUCAGCUCUCAGAAAUGUCGAAUAUCUCCAACGAAGCCGUGAUCUUGAUUAAAGAUGUAAAGCCAGGAUCGAAAAACCUUAAUAUCGUCUUUAUAGUUUUGGAAAUCGGUCGGGUGACGAAGACAAAGGACGGGCACGAGGUGCGCUCGUGCAGGGUGGCGGAUAAGAGCGGCAGCAUCGCCAUCUCUGUGUGGGAUGAGCUGGGCAGCCUCAUCCAGCCCGGGGACAUCAUCCGCCUCACGAGAGGGUAUGCUUCAAUCUGGAAGGGGUGCCUUACACUGUACACUGGAAGAGGAGGAGACUUACAGAAAAUAGGAGAGUUCUGUAUGGUGUAUUCUGAGGUUCCUAAUUUCAGUGAACCAAAUCCAGAACUGCUAGCACAAGCUAACCAGCAGAACAAGACGGGUAAAGAACAUCGGGGAAAUUCUCCACCGAAUCAAAAUGCAGGUACUCCUGCGCAGACAGGAAAUGGUACUGUGCCAGUAUUUCCCAAUAACAGUGCUGCACCUGUGCCUCGGGAUCCCAAUUUUGGGGCUCCAGGAAGACCAAAUGGGCGUGUUCCAGGCAAUGGACCACCCCCAGUAACUGCAGGGGGAUCCCCUGCUCCAUCCAAACCCACAGUUACCAUUAGCAAUGGCAGAGACCCAAGAAGGGCUUCAAAGAGAUGAGACUGCAAAACCACUUCCAUGUUCCCACUCCUCCCUAAAAUCCCUCCACAAACCAUCCAUACAAUACGCAAAACAAUACUGCCAAUCAAGAGAUACGAGGUUCCAUGCUACGGUUUUACCACCUGUGCUUUUUGCUUUGUCAUUUGCCAAUAUUUGUAUAGAAUGACUGUUUGUUUAUCAUGAAAGGUUAGAAUUCAACUUGUUACAGUUAAUGGUUGGCACACUGUUUGCCCAUUGAGUGCUGGUUCAGUGGCCCACCGUUUAUUUCCUUUCCCUAAAUGUGUUGUUGAACUAUACGCCCUACUUGAACACUCGAUGCACUUUCUUCUGUUAAUUUAUAGUGAAUGCAUUGUCAUGUGAUUCAGGAAUGAUUAACUGCUGUUGCAAAUUGGGGAGUGAACUUCAAAGUGACUGAUGAUUAUAUGGGUUGUCCCCACCCCUUUGGCCAAAAAAUUUACCAGAAGUGACCGUGUGAAAGGAAAGGUGAUAGUUUGAUUGAACACUUAGGAUUAUUUAAUUAGGAAUAAAUAAUCGAAACAAAAUAUUGGGAAAUUAAUCCCUGUGGUUGUUUUUGUAAUUGUUCUACUUGAUCUUUUGAGUGGCAUUUACAGUGAAAAAGACUGUUGCCUUUUAUAGAGCGCAAAGUGACAACGCUGAAAUAUUCUUAUACUGUAACACCUUUUGUGUAAUUUUGUUAUACAGGCACUUAAUGUUACAUCUGCAGCUACUGUUUUAUUUCAGAUUUAGUUUUAAUACAUUAACAUUUGCCGCAUAAGUAAAGCUAAUGCAUCUAGGCAAAGUGUUGCUUGUGCACAGGGUAGAAUGUUUAUUGCUUCUGGUGUAAAAAAAAAAAAGUUAGACCAUGAGAGGUGACUUGAAAUUUUUCCCAUUUUGUGGUCUAGCAUCCAACUAUAUUCAUUCAAUCUGCCAGGUAAAGUAUGUUACUGGGUGUUUUUAUAUUUCCAGUGCCAACGUAGGACCCAGAUCAAUUGAUUUCCUUGAAUAUGGAUUGUGCAAUAUGACUGUACUAUUAAGAUAUGGUCUAAUAUGUAAUUUACUAGUUAAUCAUUUAAUUACAUUGCUUUUCAUUUAGAUUUUUUUUUUUUGUAGUAGUUAGUUUGUGAGCACUAUUAAAAUAUGAGCCAGGGGUUUAUUGUAAAGGGAAAACAGCUGGAUUAAUUGUGGAAAUGCACUCUGUUUUUGUGUUGGUGGCUUGGUGAGUUUCUUUAUGAUUGUGUUAAUUUACUUUGUGAUUCAUGCUUGUGAAAAUGACCCAAGCAUGUACUACAUUUUGUGUGUGUGUAUUUGAAACAACAGAAUUAACAUCAGCGCAUUACAGCACUGAUAUCUGAUUACAGGCUAUACAAUUUAGAUGUAUAGUGUUGUGAUCUUAUAUGGGAAGCUAUAUCGUUAUCAUUUAAAACUCCAUAUCCAACUCCAUAAAGUCAAAACAGUGGCAUCGGUAAUAGUUUUGCAGCUGCUUAGUAUCCCAUUUUUAUUUUAAUCUGUGCCAAAUGUGGAUUGCUUGAACAUCGGAUGAAGUGUACGAUGAGUGAUUACUGUCCCCUUGUAUUUUCUGUGCCAUCUUGACAGUUUUUGAUCUUUGACAACACUGAUGCAGCACAAGUGAAAUGUUUACAGGUGAGGAAAAAAAAACUGAAUCUUAUGUUUAAAGCACCACAUUUAAUUUGACCAUCUCUGUGCAUAAGACUGUCUCUGUGUGACAGUUAUAUUUCUCUUCCAGAUGGAAGCAUAAAUAUAAAGUCAGGAUGCUUUGGUUUUAUAAUCUGCACAGUCAAGCACAAACUUGUGAAAAUGUUUUCAAAACAUGUUUAUUGGAAUUUUUGUUCCUCUGAAAAAUAUCACUGAAGUCAAUCUUUAGCAGUUUGUGAAAUUAGAGUUCCUGUUGCUGUCUGUACUUGCUAGCCAUGAUAUUCUUGCAAUGCAUUUUUGUAAUAAUACGUGAGCAAUAGGAGAGGGUUCCUCCCUCAAGCACUAAAUCACCUGAAUGUCCCAGAUCUGACAUCUGUAACUCUCAGAAUGAGAUCAUAAAGGGGUAGCCAAAUUGCUUUGGCCUAAUUACCCUUUGUAUAAUUAUAUACACCUAUGAGCAGAACAUCAUGUGAUGAAUAUGUAUGGAUAAAUUAACCCAAAUUAUGGCAUUAAAACCUUUAUAUUCACAGACAGAAUGCAGGAAUUAAAAAUAUAUCCCAAACAAGUAAUAAUUACAUGUUACCCAUUAACAUAUAAGGCACUCUAUAUUAUAUAGUUACUCUAAGCAUAACUAUCCUUGUCCUAUUUGACCAAAACUUAAUUAUACCCAGAAUGUAGGCUUUUUUCAUCAACGUAAACUGACACAAAACAUGAGAUAAAUCAUCAUUAAUCGAGCGUUUCAAGCUUUUAUAAGAUAAGAGUUAAUUAAAAGUUGAAAUUCACAUUGUAACCAAUUAUUAAUGGAGACUACUAAAUGAAAAUUCUGUCAUUUACUUACCCUCAUGUCAUUCCAAACCUGCACUCUCAGAAAUAAAGGUACAAAAGCUGUCACUGGGGCGGUACCUUUUCAAA
Molecule: messenger RNA, 4122 nt
Organism: Onychostoma macrolepis
Lineage: Eukaryota; Metazoa; Chordata; Actinopteri; Cypriniformes; Cyprinidae
Gene: nabp1a
Product: nucleic acid binding protein 1a
Exons: 6
Coding region: 904-1557 (217 amino acids)
Biological process (GO): response to ionizing radiation; double-strand break repair via homologous recombination; mitotic cell cycle checkpoint signaling
Cellular component (GO): SOSS complex
Molecular function (GO): DNA binding
Source: RefSeq, a predicted model, not a curated record